This is a messenger RNA of Klebsormidium nitens, 1933 nucleotides long. The record is from the annotation of a GenBank genome assembly. Lineage: Eukaryota; Viridiplantae; Streptophyta; Klebsormidiophyceae; Klebsormidiales; Klebsormidiaceae.
ACUCUCCAGACUCGAGCUAGGACUAGUCCACAGCUGUACGUCUAUUAGUAUGAGUACCUUGUCCUAGUGAGCGGCAGGAGGAAGGAGGGAGGCCGCCAUUGCAAUUCGCUUCUCGAAUCGAGUGUGCCCUGGAAAGAAGUCCGCGAUCAAGCCUUCUGUUCUUGCUCUCUUUGACACCGGCUGGUGAAACUUUGCGCUUUCCAGUUUAGUGAUUUUGCUGCAUGAGUGGUUUUGUCAACAGCGUAGGCUUAGCAAUCUACCGCUUGCUCCAAAGUUUCUCCAUCAUUGGGACGCAAUCCAAGCAAUUAACAAAGCAUUUGUAUACGAACCGCUUACCUUCAGGAGCGCUCGCUUUCAGAAGCUGCCGCCACAAGGAUUCAAGGAGCCAAAGCAGAUCAGCGGAAACUUUCAUCGACGCACGCAGAAGCAAGAGGAGAACAUAUCAUCAGCAACCAAUCAAGGCAUCAAGUCAGCAAAUAAUUGACACAUCAUUUGGAUCAUCAGGAGACGCCACACGAUGUUGCUACGGCUGCGUAGCCGUGACGGCCUCGAGCGCAUCCAAGUAGAUGACCGCGCCACCGUCGGCGAUCUGCAGCAGAAGAUUGCGGAGCAGCUCCAAGUGCCGGUCAGCAACCAGGUCCUCUCGCAGGACAUAAAGUUGCUUGUGUCCAAGACGCCAAACGAGUUUGCUGACAUGCGCGAUCCGCACCGGAAGCUGAGCCAGCUGGGGAUGAGCAACGGCGCCAUGGUGUUCUUGUACUACUCCGGGGAGCGGCAGAUUGCAGGCCCGUCCAGCCAGCAGCCGAAAGGCUUCUCUGGCGGCAAGAUGACGAUCGACGACAUGAUUGCGCGUCAGACCCGCAUCGAGCGCCAGGAAGACCCCCACGCAACGUCCGUCUCGUUCGACCGUAAUGCCGCUAACGUCUUCCAAGCCUAUGUCAACGAGUCCCUCGGUUUCUCCAUCAAACGGGGGGGUGUCAUGUAUGGUACGGUGGCUGAGGACAAGGCGGUGCUCGUUGACGCAAUUUACGAGCCGCCGCAGCAGGGUUCCGAGGACGGAUUAGAGAUAACCUGGGAUGCGGAGGAGCUGGCGCGGGUGGAGCUGGUGGCGGGGGGGUUAGGGCUGAAAAAGGUCGGGUUUAUUUUCAGCCAGAGUGUGAGCCAGGUCCAGGGGAAGGAGUAUAUCGUGUCGGAGGGGGAGCUGCGGCAAAUGGUGGAACUGCAGGCCGACAGCGGGGACGACACGUGGGUGACGGCGCUCGUGAAACUAGACGCGGACGAGGAGUCCGGCGGAGCGGACGUGCACUUCGAGGCGUUCCAGACGAGCGACCAGUGUGUGAAGCUGUGGCGCGAGGACUUCUUUGCCGCGAAAGACGCGGGCGGCAGCAAAGACCCGAAGACGUCGUUGAUGGGCAAGGAAGUGAUCGUGGCGGGGAGAGACACGACGGAGGUGGACAACGACUUCUUCUUGGUGCCGGUCAAGAUCCUGGACCACGAGGGACCCCUUGUUCACACGUUCCCCGUCGAGAACCGGCUACCAUCCGCCAAUUUCCAGUCCGUCAAGGCCCACCUAGACAAGUACAAGAACUUUUCGUACGCCCAAAGACUAUCCGAUUUCCACCUGCUAGUAUUCCUGUCAAGAUACAUAGGCGAUGCCGCAGACAUAACCCAAAUAGCAGAGACAGUGCGCAAUAAGGGCCAGGUCGGAGAGGGGUACCAGCUCAUCAUCGACUCCCUAGCUAGUCAAUGAUUCUCUCGGUUGCGGCUACUUGCUCGAAAGUGACGGCAGGCCUUAGAAAACUUGAGGAAGCCUCAUUCCGCUUCCUAAGGAACAUGUAGUCGGGCAUGCAUGUUGGAACUCUGGGCUGGGCCAUCAGUGCUGGCAAAUGAUUGUUGGCUCGCAUCGGUUUCUGAGACGGGUCACAUGUUGGUU